AUGACUCACGCAGAGCUCCAUGUGAUACACGACGUCACAGUUCAGUAUCGCAAGACCUCCGAGACCAGAUUCGGAGCCUCCGCCUCAAUUACCAUCCAGGCCAUGACCAGAUUGCUGGAUAUCUGUCGAGAGUCCAAGCGAUUCGAAGCCGAAGUCGUCCACUUGUGCGAACAACUUCUCGGAACUCCAUCUGAUGAGACCGAGAUCGACCAAGAGAAACUCCAAGCAAUACUGGAUGCUCAUUACGAAGAGCAAUACGCUUCAAUCGCAUCGGCCAGUGUCGAGUCUGUUUCCACCGAGCAGAUACAGCGAGUGAUCACCAUCCGCAGGGAACGGCUGACCACUAUACGGGCUACCUACGGAUGGGCUCUGUGUCGCUUAUUUCAUUGA
Aspergillus viridinutans is the source of this 390-nucleotide messenger RNA. RefSeq lists its product as uncharacterized. Bases 1 to 390 code for a protein of 129 amino acids. The transcript has a single exon. The record is from RefSeq and is a predicted model, not a curated record. NCBI's taxonomy places the organism in Eukaryota, Fungi, Ascomycota, Eurotiomycetes, Eurotiales, Aspergillaceae.